CAUUGCAAUGGCAAAGUAAAUGGCAUGGUCGCUAACAAUAACAGAGGUCGAUCCCACCACCAACAGCCAGACUAUGAAGAAAAUAUGGCCAGUCCACCGCCGAACAAUGGACGGUGGUGCCAGCACUCGGAUGGCAAUGAGGAAUUCGAUUCCAACAUGUUGCGAGAAGAAUAUCAGCUUGCUGGAAUUGAGUUCCAGAUCCGACAUGAAGUGAAUAGUGAGUAG
Molecule: messenger RNA, 225 nt
Organism: Exserohilum turcica Et28A
Lineage: Eukaryota; Fungi; Ascomycota; Dothideomycetes; Pleosporales; Pleosporaceae
Exons: 1
Source: RefSeq, a predicted model, not a curated record